CCGCCUCCACCGCCGCUGCUGGCUUCCUCGUCGGGCUCCGCCGCCGCCGCCGGCUCGGUCCUCGCCACACCAUGGCUUUCGUCACCAGGCAGUUCGUGCGCUCCGUCUCCUCCUCGUCUUCCGCGUCGGCCUCGGUGAAGAAGAUCAUGGUCAAGCACGUGACGGUCAUCGGCGGCGGGCUGAUGGGCGCCGGCAUCGCGCAGGUUGCAGCAGCAACUGGCCACACAGUUGUGUUGGUGGACCAAACAGAGGACAUCCUGGAAAAAUCCAAAAAGGGAAUUGAGAACAGCCUGAGGAAGGUGGCAAAGAAGAAGUUUGCAGAAAACCUUAAGGCCAGCGAUGAGUUUGUGGAGAAGACCAUGAGCAGCAUAUCCAUCAGCACAGACGCUGCAUCUGUGGUCCACAGCACGGAUCUGGUGGUGGAGGCCAUUGUGGAGAAUCUGAAAGUGAAGCAGGAGCUCUUCCAGAGGCUGGACAAGUUCGCUGCUGAACACACCAUCUUUGCCAGCAACACUUCUUCUUUGCAGAUCACAAGCAUAGCCAAUGCCACCACCAGACAGGAUCGAUUCGCAGGCCUGCACUUCUUCAACCCAGUGCCCCUGAUGAAGCUCGUGGAGGUUAUUAAAACCCCGAUGACCAGCCAGAAGACAUUUGAAUCUCUGAUGGACUUCAGCAAAACCUUGGGAAAGCAUCCUGUUUCUUGCAAGGACACACCUGGGUUUAUUGUGAACCGCCUCCUGGUGCCAUAUCUCCUGGAAGCGGUCAGGCUGCACGAGCGAGGGGAAGCAUCUAAGGAGGACAUUGACACGGCGAUGAAGCUGGGAGCUGGGUACCCCAUGGGUCCAUUUGAGCUUCUUGACUAUGUGGGGCUGGAUACCACGAAGUUCAUUUUGGAUGGAUGGCAUGAAAUGGAUGCAAAGAACCCCCUGUUUCAGCCUAGCUCGUCCCUGAAUAAGCUGGUAGCGGAGAAGAAGCUGGGCAAGAAGACUGGAGAAGGGUAUUACAAAUACAAGUGACCCCAGCCUCUGUGCUUCUAUCAAGACCUCCGAGGGCUGGGGAACUCCCGGGUGCUCAGGCCCACCCGCCCACAGGGCAGGAGCUCUGCUCAGCCAGUGCCUUGCAGCAGAAGCUGCUCAGUGUGCAUCUCAAUGUAGUCUGUCUGAAGUAAUUGUCUCACUAGUUGCAGUAAUAACAGAUUCCUCUACUGAGAACUAACUCCCUUUUUCAGUAUAUUUUCUUUCUGGAUUUUCUAUAAAGCUGGCUGUACCUUGGUGCCUUGCAACAAACACUUUUUGAAUCUUGCUGUUUACUUAGCUCCUUGCCUCCCUUUGAGGGGAGAGAGCCUGCUGUGUUGAGGAGUCGUACACAUCAUUGCACCUCCCUGGUGCCUCAGGGCAGUGGCCAGCAGUGCCCGAGUCUCGCUUUUCUCAGAACAGUUUGCCACCUGUACCUUUCAGCCUUUCCAUACGUUCUGGGUGAGACACAAGAUGUCGUGUCUUUAUUCAGCUCAUCAUGGAGACAGCAGUUGGAUGGGUGGGAAAGCAUCUGUGCACCUGGUCUGCAGGAAGGUGUCUUCAUGGAACUUCAGAGCCACGAGUCUUACUCUUACGUUUCUCCUUCUCUAUGGGAAAUCAGUGCUGCCGUCUGCCCUAGGAGUUGAUUCUACUAAACACAGUCUUUUAAUCUGUGAAAAUUUGAAUGGAAAUAAACAUGGGUAAUUGAAAAUUA
Dipodomys spectabilis (banner-tailed kangaroo rat) is the source of this 1728-nucleotide messenger RNA. RefSeq names its product hydroxyacyl-CoA dehydrogenase (gene Hadh). The record is from RefSeq and is a predicted model, not a curated record. Bases 72 to 1016 code for a protein of 314 amino acids. The transcript has 8 exons. Gene Ontology annotation, biological process: fatty acid beta-oxidation. Gene Ontology annotation, molecular function: (3S)-3-hydroxyacyl-CoA dehydrogenase (NAD+) activity; NAD+ binding. Gene Ontology annotation, cellular component: mitochondrion. NCBI's taxonomy places the organism in Eukaryota, Metazoa, Chordata, Mammalia, Rodentia, Heteromyidae.